This is a messenger RNA of Lycium ferocissimum, 3657 nucleotides long. Its product is annotated as receptor-like protein 33. Gene Ontology annotation, molecular function: protein binding. NCBI's taxonomy places the organism in Eukaryota, Viridiplantae, Streptophyta, Magnoliopsida, Solanales, Solanaceae. The record is from RefSeq and is a predicted model, not a curated record.
UUUUAUCUUUUUUUCUCUUCUUCAAGCUUCAUUGCAAUCACCUCUUUCUACCUUCUUCUUCACUUCAGUCAGAACGUGAACAAGGGGGAACCCACAAAGUCGAAAAAGAACAAGUUUCAUGGGUUAUAAUUCCACCAAGACUUCAUUUUUCAGAUAUACACAAUGAAAAUUCUACACUUCUUAUGGCUUUUCUUGAUACCCUUUUGGCAAAUCUUAUCAGGUAAUGAGAUUUUCUUGGUUUCCUCUCAAUGUCUUGAUGAUCAAAAGUCAUUGUUGCGGAAUUUGAAGGAUAGCCUCCAUUAUAAUUCUAGUUUGUCAAAUAAAUUGGCAAGUUGGAACAAGAACACAAGUGAAUGUUGCAAUUGGGAUGGGGUGACAUGUGAUAGCUCUGGUCAUGUGAUUGCCUUGGAACUGGACAAUGAAUCAAUUUCUGGUGGAAUUGGGAAUUCGAGCGCUCUUUUCAGUCUUCGGUAUCUUGAGAAGCUAAAUUUGGCUUACAACAGGUUCAAUGCUGGCAUACCAAUUGGUAUAGACAACCUCACGAACUUGAAGUACCUGAAUUUAUCGAAUGCUGGUUUUGUUGGCCAAAUUCCAAUGAUGUUAUCAAGAUUAAGAAGGCUAGUUACUCUUGAUCUCUCAACUCUUUUCCCUGACUUUGACCAGCCACUAAAACUUGAGAAUCCCAAUUUGAAACAUUUCAUUGAGAACUCAAGAGAGCUUAGAGAGCUUUACCUUGAUAGUGUUGAUCUUUCAGCUCAGAGGAGUGAGUGGUGUCAAUCUUUAUCUUCAUAUUUACUUAACUUGACCAUCUUGAGCUUGCGUACUUGUAAAAUUUCAGGCCCUAUUGAUGAAUCACUUUCUAAGCUUCAAUUUCUUUCUAUCAUCCGUCUUGACCAGAACAAUCUCUCUACUACAGUUCCUGAAUAUUUUGCCAAUUUCUCGAACAUGACUACCUUGACCCUCGCCUCUUGUAAUCUGCAAGGAGCAUUUCCUAAAAGAAUCUUGCAGGUACCAGUUUUAGAGAUUUUGGACUUGUCAAAUAACAAGAUGCUUAGUGGUAGUAUUCCGAAUUUUCCUCGAAACGGAUCUUUCAGGACUAUAUCACUAAGCUACACCAACUUUUCUGGUUCAUUAACAGAGUCCAUUUCGAACCUUCAGAACCUGUCCAGGUUAGAGCUCUCCAAUUGCAAUUUCAGUGGACCAAUACCUUCCACAAUGGAAAACCUUACAAAUCUUGUUUAUUUGGACUUCUCCUCGAACAAUUUCACUGGUUCUAUCCUAUACUUCCAAAGAUCCAAGAAACUCACCCAGUUAGACGUCUCUCAGAAUCUUCUAACUGGUCACUUGUCUAAAGCGCAUUUUGAAGGACUCACAGAGCUUGUUAACAUAAAUUUAGGGAACAAUUUACUCAAUGGUACCCUUCCUGCCUAUAUAUUUGAGCUCCCCUCCUUGCAGAAGCUUUUUCUUAAUGGCAAUCAAUUUGUUGGCCAAGUCAAUGAAUUUGACAAUGCAUCCUCCUCUCUGCUGGAUACAAUUGAUUUGAGCAACAACCACCUGAAUGGACCGAUUCCCAAGUCCAUGUUUGAAGUUGAGAGGCUUAAGGUCCUCUCACUUUCUUCCAACUUAUUUAGUGGGAGAGUGCCACUAGACCUCAUUGGGAGGCUUAGUAACCUUACAAGACUGGAGCUUUCUUACAAUAACUUGACUGUCGAUGCAAGUAAAUCAACCUCUUUCACAUUUCCCCAGUUGGGCAUAUUGAAACUAGCUUCUUGUGGGUUGCAAAAGUUCCCUGAUCUUAAAAAUCAGUCAAGGAUGUUCCACUUAGACCUUUCUGACAACAAAAUAUUGGGGGCAAUACCGAAUUGGAUUUGGGGAAUUGGUGAUGGAGCUCUCGCUCACCUGAAUCUUUCCUUUAAUCAGCUGGAGUACAUGGAACAGCCUUACAAUGGUUCCAGUAAUCUUAUAGUCUUUGACUUGCGUUCCAACCGUAUAGAAGGUGACCUACCAAUUCCACCUCCUUCUGCCAUCUUUGUGGACUACUCGUGGAAUAAUUUCACCAAUUCCAUCCCCCUAGAUAUUGGAAUGUCUAUUGCUCUUGCUUCCUUUUUCUCAGUUGCAAAUAAUGGCCUCACUGGAAGAAUUCCUGAAUCCAUAUGCAAUGCCAGCUAUCUUCAAGUGCUUGAUUUGUCUAACAAUGCCUUGAGUGGAACAAUACCACAAUGUCUACUGGAAAAUAGUACAACUCUUGGGGUGCUGAAUCUAGGGAAGAACAGACUCAAUGGUGUUAUACCAGAUUCAUUUCCAUUCGGCUGUGCUCUAAAAACUUUAGACCUCAGUAGCAACUCCUUAGAAAAGGAGCUGCCAAAAUCGCUUGUCAACUGCGAGUCGUUGGAAGUUCUGAAUGUUGGGAAUAACAGACUAGUUGACAGUUUCCCGUGCAUGUUGAGUAAGUCAUACAGUCUGAGAGUCAUAGUCUUGCGCUCCAAUCAAUUCAAUGGAAGUCUUCAUUGUGGUCCAAAAAAUAGCUGGCAAAAUCUCCAGAUUAUAGAUUUAGCUUCCAACAACUUCAGUGGUGUGUUGAAAGCAGAAGCUUUUUCAAAUUGGAGAGGGAUGAUGGUUGCAGAUGAUUACGUGGAGACAGGACGCAACCAUAUCCAGUUUAAGUUCCUCCAGCUAAGUAACUUUUACUAUCAGGACACAGUGACAAUAACCAUCAAAGGGAUGGAGCUGGAGCUUGUGAAGAUUCUCAGGGUCUUCACAUCUAUUGAUUUCUCUUCAAAUAGAUUUCAAGGAGUGAUACCAGAUACGGUCGGGGAUCUUAGCUCACUUUUUCUUCUGAACCUCUCACACAAUGCCAUUGAGGGACCAAUCCCAAAAUCAACUGGCAAGCUCCAAAUGCUUGAAUCACUAGACCUGUCAUCAAACCAGCUAUCUGGAAAAAUCCCUGUCGAGCUUGCAAAUCUCACAUUCCUAUCAUAUCUGAACUUAUCACUUAACAAUUUGGUUGGAAGAAUCCCAUCGAGUAAUCAAUUUCAAACAUUCUCUGCAGAUUCCUUUGAAGGAAACACAGGCCUAUGCGGGUUCCCUCUCAGCAUUUGCGCCAGCAAUGCUCCAGAGUCAACACCAUCACCGACUUCGCAAGAUGACUCUUAUGAUUGGCAGUUCAUAUUUACAGGUGUGGGAUAUGGAGUAGGGGCAGCAAUCUCCAUUGCACCUCUGUUGUUUUACAAGGAAGGGCGGAAAUACUGUGACGAACAUAUGGAGAGAUUACUUAAAUUGAUAUUUCCAAGAUAUCGGUUCACGUACACCAGAUAUGACCCUGGAAAGGUUGUGGCAGUGGAACAAUUUGAAGAUGAGACCCCAGAUGACACUGAAGAUGACGAUGAGGGGGACGAAGAAGUAACUCUUGGGCGGUAUUGCGUUUUCUGCAGUAAAAUUGAUUUUCACAGAAAGCAAGCAAUACAUGAUCCAAAAUGCACUUGUCAUAUGUCAUCGUCCCCCAUUUCUUGUCCUCCUACACCAUCCUCUUCUUCACCUUUAUUGGUCAUAUACAAAAAUUUUGAUUUCUGAGCUUUAUCUCUGCACAUUUGUAAUCUGUAUAUAGUUACAGGUAGCAUAGGAUAUUGAAUCAAAGCAAAUUCAAUUUUCUUCGAGUCA